UCUGUGAAAUAUUUUGAAGAUAAAUUUACUGCAUAUGCUUCCUCGUUUCUAUGUAAUGCCCUUCAUAGAGUUCUUCACAAAUCUGUGAUACCGAUUACGGAACUAAGAUCCAUCAUUCUCACUCACCCUUGAACCUUAAAUUUCUAUACCAGAUCUCAUUUUCUAAAGAGACCCAGUUCAAGUUUUACUGCAGAUUCAAUGGCUUAUGCCAUGAAAGCAAUGAAUGGUCCAGAUUGAUCAAAGGCUGGACUCUGAGAAGAGAGAGAGAGAGAGAGAGAGAGAGGGUUGUAUGUAUCAUGAUAAUAAUCAAUAUAAAACAAAAGUCUAUGAUCAUAGACAAAUAAAAAAAGGAAAAGGUUAGUGUGGUCUGUGAGGAGAAAAAGCUGAAGACAGUUGCAGUUGCAGACAAGGAAGGGGAGAGUUGGAGUGCUAGAACACAAUUGGGCUUCUGUUCUGUUGGGUUGAGAAGGAUCGAUCGGCCAAUCUUUCUCCGUCACUGUAGGAGUGAACUGCUUUGCUUGCUGCCAGUCUCUGUCUGUCUCACUACCCACUUUUUUCUGCUCUUGAUAUCUCCCAAAUUUCGUGUUUUUGCUUUCUGGGAUCGGCGAGAAACGAGAGUUUCCGGACCUGAGACUAUAGCAUUUGUGAUUUUGUUUUUGCGGUUCUUGUUCGUUUGUGGUGUUUCUUAUCUGGGUCUUCGAGAUUGUUGCUCAAGAAUGACCGUGGAGGAGGGUAGGGGUUGUCUGGCGGGCGAAGAUGGAGCGAAGGACAGGUUUCCUGUGGGCAUGCGUGUUCUUGCGGUGGACGACGACCUAGGUUGUUUGAAGGUGUUGGAGGCUCUGCUUCGCAAAUGCCAGUACCAUGUUACAACAACCAAUCAAGCGGUCAAGGCACUGAACAUGUUAAGGGAGAACAUGAACAAGUUUGACCUUGUUAUCAGUGAUGUUCAAAUGCCGGACAUGGAUGGGUUUAAGCUCCUUGAACUUGUGGGGCUCGAAAUGGACCUACCUGUCAUCAUGUUGUCUGCAUACGGUGAUACCAAAUUUGUGAUGAAAGGGAUUGCUCAUGGUGCUUGUGACUAUUUGCUAAAACCUGUUCGUAUUGAAGAGCUGCAGAACAUAUGGCAACAUGUAAUCCGGAGAAAGAAUCAGAACAAAUGUUUGAAUCAAGAAAAGGGUCACCAUAGUGCUGGAGAAGGUGGACAAGGACCUGCAUCCGCAGGUAAUGCUGAUCAGAAUGGGAAACACAAUAGAAAACGGAAGGACCAAGAUGAGGAUGAGGAAGAAGAGGGGAAAGAGAAUGCACAAGAGAAUGAUGAUCCAUCAUCCCAGAAGAAGCCUCGCGUUGUUUGGUCAGUGGACUUGCACAAGAAGUUUGUUGCUGCAGUUAAUCAGUUGGGCGUUGAUAAGGCUUUUCCUAAGAGGAUUCUUGACCUCAUGAAUGUGGAGGGGCUCACUAGGGAAAAUGUAGCAAGUCAUCUGCAGAAAUAUAGGCUUUACCUGAAAAGGAUCAGUUCUGCAGCUUCCCAGCAAGCUAACUUAGUUGCUGCACUUGGGGGCAAAGAUACAUCAUAUCUGCGUGUGACUUCACUAAAUGGAUUUGGUGAUUUUCGUGCCUUGGCUGGACCAGGAAGGCUUUCUAAUACUGCUUUGCCAUCAUAUCCACAUGGCGGUAUGCUUGGUAGAUUAAAUACCGCCUCUGGUAUGAACCUGCAUGGGCUUACUUCUCCCGGAAUGAUACAAUCAAGUCACACUCAAAAUUCAAGCAACUCAAUGAAUACAUUGGCUAAGCUUCAGCCAGUGACUUUGUCUGCCGACCAAAAUGGAAGUAUAUUUCCAGGGGUUUCAGCAACAUUGGAGAUUGACCAGUUGCAACAGAGCAAGUGCAUUCCCCAUAUCAGAGAUUUCAAUCCCAUUGAUGAUCCAGCAGUUUUUACUGUUGCCAAUGGCAUCUCAGGCACCAGAAUGACUGUUAGUAGCUCAAGCAAUUCUCUACCAAGUGUCCCCAACAACCCUUUGUUGUUACAUGGAAAUCCGCAACAAACAUUAAGUAGGGUAGAAUUUGUAAAUCAAGCAUCUCCAAAAGGCGCUUCUCUGAAACAGGAACCUCACGAGAUUGGCACCUAUGGUUCUAAUUUUCUGGAUCAUGGUAGUAUUAAUGAAAACUGGCAGAGUGCAGUUCAGUUACCUAAAUUUCAAUCAAAUCCUCUUCCACUGAGUGAACAAUUCAAUAACAGUCAGUUAUCUCCUAAUAAUUUGAUGGACAAUAUUUCUUCAAUAGGACCACAUAUUGUGAACAGCUCAACUGAUUUUACCUCUACCAGUGCAGUUUCAACACCAUUUGGGAACUCAAGAGGAGACAUGCAAUGCCAAGCAGGUUUGCUUGAUAAUGUUGUUCAGAAUGUUAACCUUGCACCAGCACAAAGAUGGGAAGAAUGCAGGAAAGAUUAUACCUUUCACUCAGAUCAUACUUUCAGCACUUUGAACUCUCUUGUUCCUGCCAGUGGUGUUGUGGGUUCCUUGAGCCAGAGCUUGGACCAAAAAGAUGCUGCCAGCAAUAGAAAGAUGGAUAUGUCUUUGAGUGGCCAAUUGAAUAGUGGUGCUCUACCUCCCAUGCAGCAAAGUGAGAUAGAUAAAUUAGCUAUGGACCCAAAAAUCAGGUCAAACGAAGACUACCUCUUGGAACAAAGAAAGUCACAAGACGAUUUUCUUCGGAACAGAUGUGAAUCACUGGAAGAUCUAAUGGCUGCUAUGAUCAAAAGGGAACAAGGUGAAACAAUAUUAAUGGAUGGAGAAUUUGGUAUUGAUGCCUACUCCCUGGGGUCAUGUAUAUGAAACUUUUUUUUAAUCACUAAUCUUUAGUGAUAGGCUGCAACAGUAUAUGUGUACUUCCCAAGGUGUUCUGUAACUUCUACUUUUAUUUAUGUAGUUUCUUCUAUUGGCUCUACUCCAAGCCAAUUUCAUUUC
Messenger RNA from Malania oleifera, 2966 nucleotides. RefSeq names its product two-component response regulator ARR12-like. Gene Ontology annotation, molecular function: DNA-binding transcription factor activity; DNA binding. The coding region runs from base 717 to 2834 and encodes 705 amino acids. The transcript has 6 exons. NCBI's taxonomy places the organism in Eukaryota, Viridiplantae, Streptophyta, Magnoliopsida, Santalales, Ximeniaceae. The record is from RefSeq and is a predicted model, not a curated record. Gene Ontology annotation, biological process: cytokinin-activated signaling pathway; phosphorelay signal transduction system.